Peniophora sp. CBMAI 1063 is the source of this 1776-nucleotide messenger RNA. Lineage: Eukaryota; Fungi; Basidiomycota; Agaricomycetes; Russulales; Peniophoraceae. The record is from the annotation of a GenBank genome assembly.
AUGCAUGUACUUGAGCAGACUUCUUGCGCUAUCUGUCCGAUCAUGGCUGAAGGUGUUGGUAUUGGUAUCGAAGAACGAGCCGUUGGGCCCAUCGAGGGUUCUUCCGACACAUGGUCUCAGUACACCGCGCGAAGCUCGGUCCUCGAUGAGGUAGACGCUGCCCGGCGGGCGCAGGUCGCCUACAACGAAACGUGGGACAUAGUCCACCUUGAAGCCGCCAUCACAUCAUUUCAACGGGCCACAGACGCAACACUUGAACCUGACGCAUAUCUACUUGGCGAGCUAGGUCACUGUUUUCAGUUGUCAUAUAUGACUCGAGGUGAACUUGACCAACUUCAACGGGCCAUUGCGAUGCAGCAAAGGGCCCUUCAGCUUGCUCCACCAGAUGACUUCACUGAAAGAGCCUUGCGAAUGCACAACCUUAGCAUUUCAUUGCAGAUACGCUACGAACAUCUCGGUGCAGUCGACGACCUCAAAAGCGCCGUUGAAAUGCAAGAACACGCAGUCGAGCUUCUUCCACUCGACCAUCCCGACCUGCCCGGGCAUCUCGACAGCCUCGGCUCUUCAUAUUGGCUCCGUUUCAGUCGGUUCGGAGAGGUCGAAGAUCUCGAGCGCGCUAUUGUAGGUCAACAUCGUUCCACUGAGUUGACUCCAGACAAUCAUCCCAGCAAAGCGACACGGCUGCACAACUUGGCGGCGUCCCUGCGCAGUCGCUUCGAGCGCCUCGAUGACCCUGCCGACCUCGAGCGUGCCAUCACGAUACAACGCCGUGUAGUCGAACUUACUCCGGGUGGUCAUUGCAACCUGCCAGGGAGACUUUGCGCUCUCAGCUCCUUGCUGUGGCUUCGUUUUGAGCGCCUCGGAGAGCUUGAGGAUCUCGAGAGCGCCGUUGCGGGUCAAGAUCGCGCGAACUCACUCACUUCGGACGAUCAGCCCGAUAAAGCCGUCCAUCUGAAUAACCUCGGCACGUAUUUCCGCCGUCGUUUCGAGCGUCUCGGCGACCCCAAUGACCUGGUCCGCGCCAUCACAGUACAACAUCGCACAAUGGAACUCGCACCGGAUGGCCAUCUCGACCUGCCAGCGAUGUUCGACAACCUCGGUUCUUUGCACUGGCUUCGAUUUGAUCGUUCCGGGGAAGUCGAGGAUCUCGAGCGCGCGAUCGCAAGUCAACGUCGUGCAACCGAGUUGACUCCUGAUGACCAUCCCAAUAUGGUCAACUGGUUGAGCAACCUCGGGUUGUCCUUGAGGCGUCGCUUCCAACAUCUUGGAACGACGGAGGACCUCGAGCACGCUAUAACAAUACAACGUCGCGCGGUUGCGCUGACUCCGGAUGGGCAUCCCAACCUGCCAGGGACGCUUGACAAUCUCGGCUCCUUAUACUGGCUUCGGUUUGAACGCGGUGCAGAGCUUGAAGAUCUCAAGAACGCCAUCGCGGAGCAGAAGCGAGCGGUGAGGCUCACUGCGGACGAUCACCCCAACAAGGCUAUUCGCCUGCACAACUUGGCGUUAUCUCUAAUGGAUCACUUUCGUCGAGAGAGAACAGUGGACAAUUUUGCCGAAUCCCUGUCAUGUUACAUGGCUGCCAGCUCGCAUUCGUUGCUUGCGCCGCCAGCCCGCCUUCAAACAGCGCAAUACGCCGUACACUUCUUACGCCAGAAUCCGGAGUUCAGUACACCUGAAGAUCUGAUCACCGCACACUCACGCGUUCUUGACGUCAUCCCCGAGGUUGUAUGGCUUGGACACAGUAUGAGCCGUCGCCUGGAGGAAGCUGAGUGA